AUGCGGGCUACAGGAAGAAGACACCGUCUUAGAUCUCAAGGAGUGAGUACGGUGGAGCUGGGAAGCGAAGGCACGUGGAAGAGUGAGAUGAGAGGGUGGAAGAUCAUAGAGGAUGAAGCCGCCACUUGCAAGGGUCAGCGUGAUGUCGAUCCAGAAGGCAGGGUUGGGCCGUCCAGCUUAUAUCGCCUGCAUUCUGAAGAACUGGCCAACAACAAGAUCACAAAGGAGAACGGGGAAGGCAAAGUAAGCGCCUCUCCAAGUGUAGCCCAGCCCGGGGAAGAUACUCUGGAGCGAGGACUUGAGGGGACAGUUCCAGCUCACCUAGAGCACCUGCCGGUGUCAACAGCACUCACAGAAGCCAGUGGAAAGCAUGCUUUUUCACCAAGGAAGAAACCUCCCUCUCUCAAGCAAGUAAACACGGCAAGGAAGCAUUUGAGGCCAAAGACUACUCCUUCCAUGCUUCAGAGAAUGUCUUCCCAGCCUGCCCCCUCCAGUCCAGGCUUCUUCUUCUUCACAGAAAAACCCCACGCCUCAGGGGACCUGGCCACCGGUACCCUGGAGAGCAAACAUGGAAUAGCCGAGCAGCCCUCCUGGUUGGGCCGGAAAGGUGGUGGUGGCCCCACCACCCCAGCCCCCCUGGAGAUCUCCCCCUAUACCUCACUGCCACUCCUGGAACACACCCUGCUUCAGAGUCCAGAUGAGGCUGAAGCAUCUAUUCCCACAGCUCAGGAGGCUCCAUUAGAGGAUGGAACCAGUCCCAUUCCUGCGAAGGAGAAGAUGGUGGAGAAUGAGCUAACCAGCUCAGCCUCAGAGGAGAGCCAAGAGACAACCACUUCGACCAUCAUUACAACCACAGUCAUCACCACAGAGCAGGCGCCAGCUCUCUGCAGCGUCACCUUCUCUGAUCCUGAAGGCUACAUAGAUUCCAACGACUAUGCCCCACUGCCCCUGCACAGCUUCCUGGAGUGCACCUACAAUGUGACUGUCUACACUGGCUACGGGGUGGAGCUCCAGGUGAAGAGUGUGAACCUGUCUGAAGGAGAGCUGCUCUCCAUCCGAGGAGUAGAUGGCCCCAACCUAAUGGUCUUAGCCAACCAGACCCUUUUGGUGGAGGGACAAGUGAUCCGAAGUCCAACCAAUACUAUUUCAGUCUACUUCCGAACAUUCCAAGAUGAUGGAAUUGGGACCUUCCAACUUCACUACCAGGCCUUCAUGCUGAGUUGCAGCUUCCCCCGGAGGCCCGCUUUUGGAGAUGUCACAGUGAUGGACCUGCAUUCUGGCGGGCUUGCUCAUUUCCACUGCUAUCUGGGAUAUGAACUGCAAGGUGCCAAGACACUGACUUGCAUCAAUGCCUCCAAACCUCACUGGAGUAGCCAGGAGCCCAUCUGCUCAGCCGCCUUCCCUCCCCCCCCUUACUCUUCUAUUGUCCCCCGGAAGCCCAGCCCAGCCCCUGGCUCUGGUGGCCUCCCCGAGAAGCUGGGGGAGGGCGCGGGAGGCCAGCCGGAAGCUGGGACCCCGCCUUCACACGUAGCCCGAGCUCCGGGCACGGCGUGUUCAGCCGCCUCUGCCGUCCAAAGAAACGGAUUCGAAAGAUCCGGCUCUGGUAAAACCGCCCCUGGUGCCGGGGUGCGCGACAGGCAGCCAGGAAACGCCUUUUGA
This is a messenger RNA of Gracilinanus agilis (Agile Gracile Mouse Opossum), 1659 nucleotides long. RefSeq names its product seizure related 6 homolog like (gene SEZ6L). The record is from RefSeq and is a predicted model, not a curated record. Bases 1 to 1659 code for a protein of 552 amino acids. Gene Ontology annotation, biological process: synapse maturation. Lineage: Eukaryota; Metazoa; Chordata; Mammalia; Didelphimorphia; Didelphidae. Gene Ontology annotation, cellular component: neuronal cell body; endoplasmic reticulum. The transcript has 6 exons.